GAGAGAGAGAGGGAGAGAGAGGGAGAGAGGAGGAGGAGGAGGGAGAAGGGAACAACCUACCAUCUUAACACACUAAUAUCUAAAAAGUGCGAGAGGCCCAGAGCAGCAGCAGCAGAAGCAGCAGCAGCAGCUCCAGCUUCUUCCCUCCCUCCCCAUGAAGAAGAGUUCCCUCCUCCUCCUCCUCCUGCUUCUCCUGCUCAGAGUUCCUGCCUCCAGCUGCCAGGGGGGACAGCCAGCCAGCAGCAGGAGGCAGUUGUGCACUCUAGGAAGGAAGCCUUUUCAUAGACUUACUUUAUAGGGGUUCUUUGAGGCGAGGAGCUGGGAUACCGUCUUUUAAAGAGAGUACCCACCAACAUCAACAUCUGCAGCUUUAUGGAGGGCCUGGUAUGGGGACUGAAAUUGAGGGGGGCUGGAGAGCUGAAAGAGAGCCAGUUUCCCCAAACUUGGACUUCUCAGAACCUUUAAUAUGCUAAUAUGCAUUGUGAAUCUCCAAGAGGGGGCUAUGAUAUGCAGCAUUCUUGAAUACUUCUAAUGACAGGGAGCCCACUACCUCAUAAGCUGCAGCGACAAGAGGAGCUUGUUAUUUUAAACAGAGGCUGAAGAAACUAUAGAACUAGCAGACAUACGAGAAAGUGGAGAAAGUAGAGGAUGGAGUUGCAGACUCUACAGGAGGCUCUUAAAGUGGAAAUUCAGGUUCACCAGAAACUGGUUGCUCAAAUGAAGCAGGAUCCACAGAAUGCUGACUUAAAGAAACAGCUUCAUGAACUCCAAGCCAAAAUCACAGCUUUGAGUGAGAAACAGAAAAGAGUAGUCGAACAGCUACGGAAGAACCUGAUAGUAAAGCAAGAACAACCAGACAAGUUCCAAAUACAGCCAUUGCCACAAUCUGAAAAUAAACUAACAACAGCACAGCAGCAACCACUACAGCAACUACAGCAGUACCACCACCACCACGCCCAGCAGUCAGCUGCACCCUCUCCCACCUUGACUGCUUCACAGAAGACUGUAACUACAGCUUCUAUGAUUACCACAAAGACACUACCUCUCGUCUUGAAAGCAGCAACUGCGACCAUGCCUGCCUCUGUUGUGGGCCAGAGACCUACCAUUGCUAUGGUGACCGCCAUCAACAGUCAGAAGGCUGUGCUCGGCACUGAUGUGCAGAACACACCAGUCAACCUCCAGACGUCUAGUAAGGUCACUGGGCCUGGGGCAGAGGCUGUCCAAAUUGUGGCAAAAAACACAGUCACUCUGCAGGUUCAGGCAACACCUCCUCAGCCCAUCAAAGUACCACAGUUUAUCCCCCCUCCUAGACUCACUCCACGUCCAAACUUUCUUCCACAGGUUCGACCCAAGCCUGUGGCUCAGAAUAACAUUCCUAUCGCCCCAGCACCUCCUCCCAUGCUUGCAGCUCCUCAACUUAUCCAGAGGCCUGUCAUGCUGACCAAGUUUACCCCCACAACCCUCCCCACUUCCCAGAAUUCCAUCCACCCUGUCCGUGUCGUCAAUGGGCAGACCGCAACCAUAGCCAAAACGUUCCCCAUGGCCCAGCUCACCAGCAUUGUGAUAGCUACUCCAGGGACCAGACUCGCUGGACCUCAAACUGUACAGCUUAGCAAGCCAAGCCUUGAAAAACAGACAGUUAAAUCUCACACCGAAACAGACGAGAAGCAAACAGAGAGCCGCACCAUCACCCCACCUGCUGCACCCAAACCAAAACGGGAAGAGAACCCUCAGAAACUUGCCUUCAUGGUGUCUCUAGGGCUGGUAACGCAUGACCAUCUAGAAGAAAUCCAAAGCAAGAGGCAAGAGCGAAAAAGAAGAACAACAGCAAAUCCAGUCUACAGUGGAGCAGUCUUUGAGCCAGAGCGUAAGAAGAGCGCAGUCACAUACCUAAACAGCACAAUGCAUCCUGGGACCCGGAAGAGAGGUCGUCCUCCAAAAUACAAUGCAGUGCUGGGGUUUGGAGCCCUUACCCCAACAUCCCCCCCAUCCAGUCAUCCCGACUCCCCUGAAAAUGAAAAGACAGAGGCCACAUUCACUUUCCCUGCACCUGUGCAGCCUGUGUCCCUGCCCAGCCCCACCUCCACAGACGGUGAUAUCCAUGAGGAUUUUUGCAGCGUUUGCAGAAAAAGCGGCCAGUUGUUGAUGUGUGACACGUGUUCCCGUGUGUAUCAUCUGGACUGCUUAGACCCACCUCUCAAAACAAUUCCCAAGGGCAUGUGGAUCUGUCCCAGAUGUCAGGACCAGAUGCUGAAGAAGGAAGAAGCAAUCCCAUGGCCUGGAACUUUAGCAAUCGUCCAUUCCUAUAUUGCCUACAAAGCAGCAAAAGAAGAAGAGAAACAGAAGUUACUUAAAUGGAGUUCAGAUUUAAAACAGGAACGGGAACAAUUAGAGCAGAAGGUGAAACAGCUCAGCAACUCUAUAAGUAAAUGCAUGGAAAUGAAGAACACCAUCCUAGCCCGGCAGAAGGAGAUGCGUAGUUCCCUGGAGAAGGUAAAACAGCUGAUUCGUCUCAUCCACGGCAUCGACCUCUCCAAACCAGUAGACUCUGAGGCCACCCUGGGGGCCAUCUCCAAUGGCCCGGACUGCAUUCCCCCUGCCAGUGCCGCCUCCUCCACGCCGACCCCUUCCCCCUCCUCCCAGAGCUGCACAGCAAACUGUAACCAGGGGGAAGAGACUAAAUAACAGAGCCCUGGAGAGAAGCCACGGGAUCCCGGCGGCGAGGAGAGCAAAACGCUGAAGACUCUAGAAAAUCAAAGCUGGAUUUCUUCUGGAAAAGUACAGAAUUCUUUUGGUUCUUUGGUUCCAGAGAGAGAGAGAAGAUGCUUGUGCCAGGUGGCACCCGAGUUUGCCAAUUGAUCCUUCUUAUUCUGUGUGUACAUGCAAAGAUUGGACCAUGUUACAUGAAAUAGUGCCAGCUGGAGGUUCUUUGCCAGCACCAUGCCAAGUGAAAUAAUAUAUUUACUCUCUCUAUUAUACACCAGUGUGUGCCUGCAGCAGCCUCCACAGCCACGAAGGGUUUGUUUUUGUUUGGUUGGGUGGGGAGCAGGGACGGGCCGAGGGAGGAGAGCAGGUUUCAGAUCCUUAUUUGUUUAGGAAGAGAAGACAAGUCCAAAGAGUGUGUGGGCUUUCCUGUCUCUAAACUUUCACUUCUAUAAAACCAAAAAAGGAAAUCGAGAUUUAACCAACCCCAGUGCCCACUGGAGGGAAGGGGCGGGCCGGGAGGGAGCCAGGGAUGGGAGAGUGUAUCACAUAGCAGUAUUUCAUUUCAUCCGGAGGGGGCCGAGGGCCAGGAGAGGUGGACACCUAGAGCAGCCACUAGCUUCCUUCUCCCAGCUCUGCCCCCCACCUCGGGUGCCACUUCCCUGCGGAGGCCUCAGGCAGCCCCUGGACCCUGCCUGGUGUAUCGCUCAUCUGCGGUGAUUGCUGUUCCUCCCUCUUCGAAGAAAAGGAGGCAAGCCAGGCCCUGCUGGCGCGGCCAAGGCAGGGAAGGAGUGUGCGCAUGUGAUGAUCCAGGAAGGGAAAAAGGCGGAUCAGUGAUUUUACUUGAAAACAUCCAUCCCUUUUCUAUAUUUAUAAGAAGAGAAGAUGCUGAGUGACGCAGCACGACCCAGGUGUGUGUGAAUUGAAUGGAGACAUUUCUUUUCCUCUUUUUUUUUUUUUUUUUUUUUUUACUUUUUGUUUUUGUUCUUGUUUUCUUUAAGCAAAGUUUUAUUUUGUUGUUUAUUUUACUUUUUUGGGUAACAAAAACUAAAAUAAGGAAUAGAAAAGCUGUUUUUCAGGCUGACAGUCCAAUUAAGGGUAGUCGAGGCCUUGCAUGGUAGAAUAGGAGUCAUAGUGUCAGUGCGGUCCAGUGAGUCUUUGUGAGUCCUGUGUCCUCGUCCGGGCACUGUUUUUUUAUGCAAGGGCAAAAAAAAAAAAAAAAAAAAACUUUGUAUCUGGGGAAAAAAAAAACAACAACAACUACUUUUUUUUUAAUUAAAAAGGAAAAUAAAAGAUAUUGAGGUCUUCCUAGUGUUACUUAAAUUAAGAUCAAGGUAAGAAACAUUGUACAAAAAAAAAAAUUACGAAAGUGCUAUUUGUUUCCUAAAAACAGUGAUUUCUAUUAAAAAGGUGUCAGAACUGGAGAAAAUGCUGUGUAGUUAUAAUUUUUUAGCACAGAACCUGCUGAACAUGAUACCGUUUUGCUGUGUUUGUGUCUCUCGACCGGUGGGCCGGUCUUCAGCAGGGGCUGGGGCUCUCCCUGCCUCUCCUUCUCGGAACAGACUGAGCAGUCUGCUUGGCACAGGGAUCUUACCUCCUGCAUUUGAAGGCCAGAUGAAGUGUGCAUGGUGUCAGGGCCUGCCGUGGUCUCCUCAGAUGUUGCUAGAGCAAAGGCUGGUGCCUAUACAAGAUCCUUUUCCUUUGGUGCUGCUCUCGGACUUUCAGCCACCAGCAUUAUGAGUUCCUGGGGCGCCUCUAAGGGGCCGGCCGGUGAGGCUCCAGGCUCGUCCGUCCGUGUGGGCGCUCCGGCUUUGAGGAGGGCAUGGGAACAAAGGAGAGAGCUAUCUUGUGGAUGCAGUGUCGCUGAGAGACUGCACGGCUUUCUGGUCUGCCUUGCCUUUGAAGAGAGAGGUCCAGAGCUCUAGCCACUUUCUCUGCCUGCUGGCUCCAGGCAUCAGAGUGGGAACUCACCCGCUCCGUCGCCCACCCACACGCUUCCUGUGUGACCCUGGGCUAGAAUCCCUGUGCUUGCCUUGGCUGGGCCUGUUGCAGCCUUUCCUUCCUUCUUAGAAAACUAGAGUCUGAUCAUCUCUCAUCGCUCCAGUCGUGCUGUGUAGGAAGUGGAUGGGCGAGAUGCAUGCUCUUGUGGAAGACCAUGGUCCCUUCCACAUCCCUGACCAAAUGGCAGUGGUCAGGGCUCUGCACCCUGGCCGGUAGCCGCAUCUCUCCCGAGCCUCCCCUUCUCUCCCACUGCCCCUCCUCCCCCAGCAUUGUAUCGGCCAGGGUUCCUCAGAAUCAAGAAAGGCCCCUUAGUAUCUGUCUCCUUUACCCAGUUAGGCUCAGAGGGGCAGGGAUAGAUCCUGAUAGGAAGUGCCACAGAGAAGAGAUGCUUAGAGUAUACCAGCCGUUUCACCCAUCUUCCCAGCAUGUCAGCGAGCACCGGCCUUGGAAUGAGGUCCCGGCUGCAGGUUGGCUAGAAGUGAGCAGGAAACUAGAAGUGAGCCCCCUGUUCUUGUUGAGAAACCAAGGCGCUGUGUCUAGUCAGGAAGCUUGGAGAUGCCUGGACUCGUUGGAGGAAUGAUUGGCAGAGGAUCAGAGACCCGCAUCAGGCUGGACGCCGUUUCAGCUCUCCCGUUGGACUUGUCUGGGCCUAUAGGCUGGGGCUUGCCACACAAUACCUGUCUUUGCUAGAAGGAUGUUGGGAAGCCAUCAUUCAUAGAAGCCUUUGCCCCAGAAGAGCUACAAGAAGUUGAUCAGUUCUCCCGCCUGCUGCUUUGCACAGUGUCACGUAUGUUCUUCCUAAAGGUCAGGCAGGAGCUGCUCUGAGUCAGCUGGGGUGGAGUAGAGAAUGCAGUCUGUCCUGGCCUCCAUUCCUGCCUCAAAUUCCACAGCAGAAACUGUCCUGUUGAGAAGAGAUCCUCAUUGCCCACCCAGACUUGCAGGUACCUGGCACACACCCCUCCCCACCCCACCUGAGCUGCCUCCAUUCCUUUCCUUCUCCUGCCCAGGAUUCAGCUGCUCUAAUGGCCACCUAGGUGACCACAGCUGGCUUAGAAGCCCUUCUAAGACAGGAGCCUGGACUUGGAGUUUCCUUAUCAGUCCCAGAUCAGGACUGAUCCCUAGAGGGGAGUGAGGUCACUGGCUGUCAGCCCCCACCUUUUGCAUUCUUGGCCUGCAGGUGUGUUUUCUUUGCUGUAGCCUGCUGGGUCCUGUCUCACCUGGCUGAACAGCAUCCACUUCUCAUUUCUUCCUUCCUAGUUAGGCCCUUCAGGGCAAGCCUGCCGGCCCGGGACAGUCCCUGGCUGGCCUGACCUGUGUGGGGCCUGCCUCUAGCUCUUGCAAUAGGGUUGUCAAGCUGGACCGUCAGUGUCCAGUUUCCCUGCAGGGCUGCCUCUGUCUCCUUGUUUAUUGGCUGAAGCCCAGCGGGCAGCAAGAAGGGUGCACACACACCCAGCGCUGCCCAGGAUGACUACUUCUGGCUUGCCCAUCUCUGCACGAGCUGCUCCUUCUCCACCCCUGGGACCAUUCCAGCCGCACACACAGAAGCAGUCUUUCCCUUCAGGCCUUGCUUGGGUGUGGUCCUUCUUACUUUCUUCAAGGGUUACAUUUAGGAAACUUAUUUCUCCCCUCCCCUCCCCCCUCCAGGAGCAGGAAGCUUCUAGGGGAUUAAGAUGGGGUGGUAGCCAGGGGAUGUGUUCCAGGUCCAGGUUCUUAGAUCAGGUGGCUUCAGAUGGAGGCAGGACAACUUUGGCUCUGGGUAAAAAUGUCUGUGCCUCACCCCACCCCUCAGCCAGGCACCCUUGGCAGGAAACAAGAACCCCAUUCUCACCCUAGUCAGUUCCUAUCCAAAAAGGCUGGGGUGGCCCCUGGAAAGACUUUUGCCUUCCCCCCCCCCCCUGGAAUGAAGGCAAGGAAGCUGGGGCCACCCCUCCUGACAGCCAGGGUGAGACUCUUAGUCGCUCUCUAGAGGGAGGUGCACACUCAUCCCACCUGGCACCCCUUUCCCAAGCUUUUCUCCAGGCCUCUAUCUGCAGCAGCCACCCUGGCCCCUGCACCUCUCUCCAAGAUCCUCGGCUUUCAGCCCAGGAUGAGCUGCAGUCAGGAGGGCAGGACGGGCAGACCGAGGUCAGCAGGCUCCAGCAGAGGAGAGACGCAGCCAGACCCCAGUCCUGUCUCUUGUCCAUGCCCUUUGUGAUUUCAGUCUUGGUAGAACUUGUAUUUGGAGUUUUGUGCUUCAAAGUUUUUGUUUUUGUUUGGUUUUUGUUUUAAGGGGGUGGGGGUGGGGAUACAGAGCAGCUGAUCAAUUUGUAUUUAUUUAUUUUAACAUUUUACUAAAUAAAGCCAAAUAAAGUC
Molecule: messenger RNA, 7056 nt
Organism: Dipodomys spectabilis (banner-tailed kangaroo rat)
Lineage: Eukaryota; Metazoa; Chordata; Mammalia; Rodentia; Heteromyidae
Gene: Phf21a
Product: PHD finger protein 21A
Exons: 20
Coding region: 649-2685 (678 amino acids)
Biological process (GO): negative regulation of transcription by RNA polymerase II
Cellular component (GO): histone deacetylase complex
Molecular function (GO): chromatin binding
Source: RefSeq, a predicted model, not a curated record